AUCAGAUCCGCGUGCCCUGCUCUUCUUCUCCCCCGACCCUCUGCACUCGACGAGCCCACCCCGUCACCGCCACCCAUUUCCGGCCGGAAAUCCGGCAAAGCUUGGGGAUUUCUCCCUAUUUUCUUGUCUUAGAACACCUAGUAAACCCAGAAAUUUCCCCCUCUUUGCUGGAAAUUCCGGAUCUGCGCUGUCUUCUUCCCUUUGUCCGUCGGCCUCUGCUUGUGUGGGUGUGAAUUCUCGGCUUUUCUGAAUUUCCCCCAAAUUGCCGCCAGCCUCUUCCCCCUGCCAUGUCCGUUUCUGCAGCUGGAAAAUUUCUGGUAGGGAGAAAAUCCCGUGAAUUAGCUAGUGUUUGGCCAAUUUUGGAAGUGCAGUCACUGUUCACGCACUGUUCAUGGGUACCGUUCACGAGGUUUUGAUCGUUCUGUCACCAUAGCACUUGGGAAUUGUAAACACUGGUACCCUUAUUGACGCCUGCCAGUGGAAGUUUGUAAACACUGGUACUUCUAAAACCCUACCAAUGGGGUUAAACAUUUGGUACUAUUAUUGACGCCUGCCAGUGGGAGUUUGUAAACACUGGUACUAUUACUGAUGCCUGCCAGUGGGAGUUUGUAAACACUGAUACUAUUACUGAUGCCUGUCAGUGGGAGUUUGUAAACACUGGUACCAUUACUGACGCCUGCCAGUAGGAGUUGUUAAACACUGGCCAUGACUUAUAGAUGAGACUACUGAACUGAAUCUGAUUUUGUCACUGAGCGUUUUGGUUAUAUUAAAUUGUUUAUCUGGCAUGCUAAAGUUUUACCAAGGGCUAUCCAUAAUUACUUACUGAGUUAUCUCAUAGUUUUCCUUGUUCACCAUUUCAGGAAGCGAUACUGAGGACGGGGGAAACCGAGGGGAGUGACGAGUUAGAAGGCUAGCCAUCGUGUAAAUUGAAUAUGGAUUUUAGAUAUAAAUGAUGAUCUUGUAAGCGAGAUUUUAAUUGGAGAUUGUAAAUUAAUUUAGUGGAUAGUUAGUUUAUAAGAGAUUUGAUAUGGAGAUUUUGAGGUUAAGUCGUGUUUGGACAUAGGGAAUUAAUUUUGAAAUAUCUG
Molecule: messenger RNA, 1085 nt
Organism: Rubroshorea leprosula
Lineage: Eukaryota; Viridiplantae; Streptophyta; Magnoliopsida; Malvales; Dipterocarpaceae
Source: the annotation of a GenBank genome assembly